Messenger RNA from Paramecium tetraurelia, 399 nucleotides. RefSeq lists its product as uncharacterized. Lineage: Eukaryota; Ciliophora; Oligohymenophorea; Peniculida; Parameciidae. The transcript is spliced from 2 exons. The record is from RefSeq and is a predicted model, not a curated record.
AUGUAUGAUAUAGAUGGCAGAUAGGCUUGCUAUGAAAUUGAUACUAAUCGCAACAAAUAGAGCAGCAAAUCACCCUUAAUUUAUAAUUUAGGUUGGAGUGAAGAGUUAAUCCUCAAUAUACCUAAAGGAUUCAGACCGGAACCAUAAGUAGUUUUGAAUUAAGAUUAUAUUGAUCAGCAUUUGAAAACUUUUCAUAAUGGAGCUUCAUUUAUAAUUGUCACUGCAAUUUUAGAUAAAUAUGGAAGAGAUCACAUUGGAACAAAAAAUGGAUUAUUUGUUGUACCUACAUCUCAAAUGGAUAAUUUAUUAUAAGCAGCCAACGGUAGCCUUUCAAUAGUCGAGAAAAAUCUAGGUAUUCCUAGAGGAAGAUGGUUAUUCAAAACGUCUUAGUAGGAUUGA